AUGGAGGUAAAUUCAUGGGUUCAAGAUCGAACCAAUGACCUAAUCAAGAAUCUUCUUCCUCACGGAUCCGUCACAGAAGAAACCGAAUGGGUUUAUGCAAACGCAUUAUACUUUAAAGGAACAUGGAAGCAGCCAUUUGAAGAAGACGACACAAGAGACAGAAAGUUUCAUCUUCUAAAUGGCUCAUUAGUGUCUGUGCCAUUCAUGACCAGCAAUGAAGACCAAUACGUAAGCGCCUAUGAUGGUUUCAAGGUCCUUAGGCUCCCUUUCCUGCGCGGAGGCAAUGGUGAUACCAACCGCGAAUUCGCAAUGUAUUUCUAUUUACCGGACGAGAAAGAUGAUGGAUUGGAUAAUCUUGUGGAUAAGAUGGCAUCUAUUCCUGGAUUCUUGGAUAGUCACAUUCCGAGACGAGAAGUUAAAGUUGGGAGAUUGAGAAUCCCAAAGUUUGGGAUCUCGUUAGGGUUUUUAGUUUCGAAGGUUUUUGAUCGAAUGGGAUUGUGUUUGACGUCGUCAUUGUACCAUAAGGCUUGUAUUAAGAUCGAUGAAUCAGGUGUUGAAGCUGCUGCUGCCUCUGUUGAUGAAUCCUGUGGUUGCUAUUUUGGUAUGGAGCCUCCGAAGAGGAUAGAUUUUGUGGCUGAUCAUCCGUUUCUUUUCUUGAUUAGAGAAGACAAAACUGAAACCGUUUUGUUCGUUGGUCAAAUCUUUGAUCCCUCGGAAUCUUCGUACUAA
Microthlaspi erraticum is the source of this 729-nucleotide messenger RNA. Lineage: Eukaryota; Viridiplantae; Streptophyta; Magnoliopsida; Brassicales; Brassicaceae. The record is from the annotation of a GenBank genome assembly.